AUGACCCACCGCCCGACACCCAGCCCUAUGCCCUCGCGCAACCGUGUUGUGCCCCUGAUGCAGACCUUCAACUUCCGCACCACCACCCCGCGCGACGCCCGUCUCGACGUCAGCACCAUUGACUACGCCGUCAUGCCCUCGCUGGGCGCCGAGGCCGAGCGCGAGGCCGCUGCUGCCGCCAGCCGCAUGGCGCUGCGCGUGCCUCUGCUGCCGGACAACUAUUCGCCCGACCGCACGGCCCUCAAUGGCCAUGCUCCCGAGGUGGCUGAUGGCCCGCUGGCGCAGCCCGAGAUUGUGGUGGUGGCAGCCCAUCCCGAGAAUGUGGUGGCGGCGUCGGCGCUGACGGAGAUUGAGGGCAUGGGCGUCGACGGUGUGGAGCUCAAGUUUGCCCACCUCGGUGCCGAGGCGAGUGGCGGCAGCAGCAGUUCUGACAGCGAGGCAUCAGGUGGUAUGAUACGGGAUCUGUGGAAGGGCCUUUUGGACGACCUGUCCGGUUCGCCCGCGGUGCCCAAGGCGGCGUAA
Sporothrix schenckii 1099-18 is the source of this 522-nucleotide messenger RNA. RefSeq lists its product as uncharacterized. The record is from RefSeq and is a predicted model, not a curated record. Bases 1 to 522 code for a protein of 173 amino acids. The transcript has a single exon. NCBI's taxonomy places the organism in Eukaryota, Fungi, Ascomycota, Sordariomycetes, Ophiostomatales, Ophiostomataceae.